Molecule: messenger RNA, 936 nt
Organism: Phodopus roborovskii (desert hamster)
Lineage: Eukaryota; Metazoa; Chordata; Mammalia; Rodentia; Cricetidae
Product: olfactory receptor 6B1
Exons: 1
Coding region: 1-936 (311 amino acids)
Biological process (GO): G protein-coupled receptor signaling pathway
Cellular component (GO): membrane
Molecular function (GO): G protein-coupled receptor activity; olfactory receptor activity
Source: RefSeq, a predicted model, not a curated record
AUGGAUCUGGAGAACCAGACACGGGUCACCAAGUUCAUCCUGGUGGGGUUUCCUGGGAGCUUGAGCAUGCGGGCAGCAGUGUUCCUGAUGUUUCUAGUGGCCUAUAUCCUGACCGUAGCUGAGAACGUGAUCAUCAUCCUGUUAGUGCAGCAGAACCGGUCACUGCACAAGCCUAUGUACUUCUUUCUGGCCAACCUGUCUUUCCUGGAGACCUGGUACAUCUCUGUGACUGUGCCCAAGCUGCUGUUCAGCUUCUGGUCCAGGAGCAACAGCAUCUCCUUCACCCACUGUAUGAUACAGCUCUACUUCUUCAUCGCACUGAUGUGCACGGAAUGCGUUCUCCUGGCCGCCAUGGCCUAUGACCGCUACGUGGCCAUUUGCCGCCCGCUGCACUACCCCACCAUCAUGAGCCACGGGCUCUGUUUCCGCCUGGCUCUUGGCUCCUGGGCCAUUGGCUUUGGCAUCUCUUUGGCAAAGAUCUACUUCAUCUCUCGCCUCAGCUUCUGUGGCCCCAAUGUCAUCAACCACUUCUUCUGCGACAUCUCCCCAGUACUUAAUCUCUCCUGCACGGACAUGUCUGUGGCAGAGCUGGUGGACUUUGUCUUGGCUCUGAUCAUCUUCCUCUUCCCCCUGUCAAUAACCGUCUUGUCGUACGGGUGCAUUCUGGCCACUGUGUUGCGCAUGCCGACGGGGAAGCAAAAAGCCCUUUCCACCUGUGCUUCUCACUUCGUGGUGGUCACCAUCUUCUACUCGGCCACCAUUUUCAUGUAUGCCCGGCCCCGAGCUAUUCAUGCCUUCAACAUGAACAAAGUCAUUUCCAUCUUCUAUGCCAUUGUGACGCCAGCCUUCAAUCCUUUCAUUUACUGUCUGAGGAAUCGGGAGGUCAAAGAAGCUCUGAAGAAACUGAUGUACUGCCAGGCAAUUAGAUCGGACUAG